CGGCAGGCGGUACUCGAGCUCGGAAUCUCAUCCAGUCCUCCCUCUCCUUCGCGGGGUCGGCCUCACGGCGAAGACAAAAAUCUCUCCCGCUCGGCAGUUCAGCUUCAGCCGCAGCAAGGCUCCCUCCAGUGCCAAGCUCGCCAAUGGCCGCCGGGCCGGUGGCCGCGCCCUCCUCCAUCGCGGUCCCCUCCGCGCGCCGGCACCGGGCGCUCCCGCCGGCGGCCGUCUCCGCCGCGGCCCGCGAACCGCCGCGCGCGUGGGGAGCGGCCGGCGCGAAGGAGAGGGCGCGGCGCGGGAAGGAGGCGGAGGCGGAUGACGAGGAGGCGGAGAGGCGGCGGAAGGAGGAGGUGAACCGGAAGAUCGCGUCCCGGAAGGCGCUCUCCGUCAUCCUCCGGCGCGAGGCCACCAAGGCCGUCCUCGACAAGCGCAAGCCCGGCAAGGGCACCCGCCGCCUCCUCCCCCGCACCGUCCUCGAGGCCCUCCACGACCGCGUCGCCGCCCUCCGCUGGGACUCCGCCCUCAAGGUGUUCGAGCUAAUGCGGGACCAGGUGUGGUACAGGCCGCACAUCGGCAUAUACAUCAAGCUCAUCACCAUGCUCGGCAAGUGCAAGCAGCCGGAGAAGGCGCACGAGCUGUUCCAGGCGAUGAUCGACGAGGGCUGCGCCCCAAACCUCGAGUCCUACACUGCCCUCGUGUCCUCGUACAGCAGGAGCGGUCGCUUCCGCGAGGCGUUCCAGUUGCUUGAUCGGAUGAAGGACACCCCUGGUUGCCGGCCGGAUGUGCAGACGUACUCUAUUCUCAUCAAGUCCUGCUUGCACGCCUAUGACUUUGAGAAGGUGAAGGGUUUGCUGGCGGAUAUGGCGCAUGCGGGUAUCCGCCCCAAUACAGUCACGUACAAUACAUUGAUUGAUGCUUAUGGGAAAGCAGGAAAGUUUGCUGAGAUGGAAUCAACUCUUCUGAAAAUGUUGUCACAAAAUUGCAAGCCUGAUGUAUGGACAAUGAAUUCUACUCUUAGAGCUUUUGGCAGCAGUGGUCAGAUUGAAACUAUGGAAAGCUGCUAUGAGAAGUUCCAGGCCUCCGGUAUCUCCCCAAACAUUAAGACCUACAAUAUUUUACUCGACUCAUAUGGUAAAGCUAAAAUGUAUGAGAAGAUGGGAGCUGUGAUGGAGUACAUGCAGAAGUAUUACUACUCCUGGACAAUAGUCACAUAUAACGUAGUUAUUGAUGCAUUUGGAAGGGCAGGAGACCUAGAACAGAUGGAAUAUAUAUUUAGACUAAUGAAAUCUGAGCGCAUAAAACCCAAUUGUGUUACACUCUGUUCAUUGGUUAGAGCAUAUGGAAGGGCCGAGGAAGUUAAGAAAAUAAAGACAGUAUUGAGAAUUGUCGAGAAUUCAGACAUAACAUUGGAUAUUGUGUUCUUCAACUGUUUGGUGGAUGCAUAUGGGAGGGUGGGUUGCUUGGCAGAGAUGUGGGAUGUUCUUGAUUUAAUGAAGGAGCAUCGCUGCAAACCAGACAAGGUGACUUGCACUACGAUGAUCAAAUGGUUUCUCGUCAAAGGGAUCGAUGAUCAUCGUGUUCAGUAUCUACGUGAUCUUAAAGAUGGGCGAGUUACAGAUGAUACAUAGGUGUGAACACAAAAGCUGCUCAUUGAAGUAGUGGCUUUUAUCUGCAAUUUUCAAGGAAGUGGAAUCAAUCUUACAGAGCCUUGGUUUACAUAGAUGCAUCUAUCUCACCUGCCCUCGACAUCAUGAGUUGCUGAAUGCUACUGAAUCAAACAUUCCUCUGAAUCAUGAGUUGUUGUCUUGAAUGCUACUGAAUCAAACAUCCUUAUUAUAUCCCAUGAUGGUGAUUGUUUAUGAGGAGCACAUGAAAAUUCAGUUUUGCAAUUUCAUUAGCAGAGCUAUCUGGGAACAUCUUAGCACAGCUAAGCUACUAUAUGGUACUAGGUGGGGCAUGCCAUGAAGGCAUGAAUGAAUAGUUUCUGGAGAAGAUAGAAGCAAAUUUUGGUGAUUGAAGAAGAAUGGACAUGUUUUACUCCCUAUGUUCCAAUUUGUAGGUUGUUUUGGCAAAUCUAGAUUCAUAGAUUUUGCUAUGCAUCUAGAUAUACAUUGUGUCUACAUACUUAGUAAAAUUUAUGUAUCUUGAUUUGCCAAAACGACGUACAAUUUGGAACGGAGGGAGUAGAAGCAAGGGGUACGAUGCUGGUGAAACUGGUUAGAUUCUACUAUGCUGUUGUCACUUGAUGUGUUGAUGCAACUGUACAUGACUUGUAAUGCUGACUGGUGCAAAGAUGUUUUAGUGUUUCAUCUGUCAAUUCUAGGAAAUUACAUUA
This is a messenger RNA of Panicum hallii, 2332 nucleotides long. RefSeq names its product pentatricopeptide repeat-containing protein At5g48730, chloroplastic. Bases 144 to 1625 code for a protein of 493 amino acids. Gene Ontology annotation, molecular function: protein binding; mRNA binding. The transcript is spliced from 3 exons. The record is from RefSeq and is a predicted model, not a curated record. NCBI's taxonomy places the organism in Eukaryota, Viridiplantae, Streptophyta, Magnoliopsida, Poales, Poaceae.